AAUUUUUACAUUGCUUUCUGCUUGUUAGUUGUUAUGUUAUUGAAAUUGGUAGUCUUUCCUAAGUAAUUAUGUUCCCAUUGAGAUACUUCAAGACACGAAUUACAGAAUAUUAAGCAAGAGAGAACUUGCUGUUUGGCCCAGCACAUGUUUGUAAUGUUAUAGAAUCGUUACAAUCAAUUCUAACGCAUAAAUACUGGUGUUACUCUAAUUUGUACGAGUUGUUUUGAAGUGUCGACUAUGAGUAGUAACCACCAUAGAGGUCUUUUAGUGCCCUCAAACGGUGAUAUCGACCAUGUAUACUAUCUUUCUGAACACUUUGGAGAUCUUUAUUUAAAUGAAGAUUAUAGUGAUAUUGUUUUGAAAGUUGAUGAUCAAAAAUUCCAUGCUCAUAAAGUUAUUUUGGCAGCAAGAAGCGAUUACUUUCGUGCUCUUUUGUUUGGUGGCAUGAAAGAAUCUAAGCAGUCUGAAAUUGAACUGAGAGGAACAAGCAUCGAUGCUUUCAAAGGACUACUAAAAUACAUUUACACAGGCCACAUGUCUCUGGCGUCUCUUAAGGAGGAUGUGGUCUUAGAUAUUUUGGGACUCGCCCACCAAUAUGGCUUUGUAGAUUUGGAAACUUCAAUCUCAGACUUUCUCCGACAAGCCUUGAGCCUCACAAAUGUUUGUGCCAUAUUUGACGCCGCGAGACUCUAUCAGCUCCACUAUUUGACCAGAGUUUGUGCCAGCUUCAUGGACAAUCACGCUGCACAGAUCAUUCAACACGAGACUUUCACACAGUUGAGCCCUGGUGGGUUGAAAGAGCUGCUAGAGAGAGACUCGUUCUAUGCCCCAGAAGUUGAUAUCUUCCAAGCUGUCGUUGAUUGGGCAAAAAAUAAUGCACUGUCAUCAGGACCUGAGCUAGAGAUGGUGUUGGGGACUGUGAGACUACAGCUGAUGACAGUCAGUGAGUUGCUCGGAGUAGUCAGACCUCUUAGGCUAGUCACUCCAGACACCAUUUUGGACGCUCUCACUCUUCGCACAACAUGUCGUGAUUCUACCUUGAAGUAUCGAGGAGCCCUUAAGCCAGAGGAGAACGUAGCGCACCCUAACUACGGCACGCAGGUGCUCCAGGGAGAGAUGCGGACGGCUCUGUUGGACGGAGACUGCAGCAACUACGACAUGGAACGAGGUUACACAAGACACGCCAUCAACGAGGCCGGUGACAACGGCAUACUCAUCAAGCUGGGCAAACAGUUCAUCGUCAACCAUGUUAAGAUGCUGCUGUGGGAUAGAGACCUGAGGUCCUACUCAUACUACAUUGAAGUUUCAAUGGACCAGAAAGACUGGACGCGAGUCAUCGACCACACAAGUUACUUCUGCCGAUCGUGGCAAUACUUGUACUUUGAGCCGAGAGUGGUGAGAUACGUCAGGAUAGUUGGGACCAACAACACGGUUAACAAAGUGUUCCAUGUUGUCUCUUUUGAGAUUAUGUACACUAAUACUCCAGUAAACAUCGAAAAAGGCUUGAUAGUGCCUAAACACAAUGUGGCCACAAGCGCAUGCAGUGCCAGCGUGAUUGAAGGUGUGUCUCGCAGUCGUAACGCUCUGCUGGACGGAGAGACUAAACGUUAUGAUUGGGACUCUGGCUACACUUGUCACCAGCUGGGCAGCGGCUCAAUACUCGUACAACUGGGUCAGCCCUACCUACUCGACUCUAUGAGGAUCCUACUAUGGGACUGUGACGACAGAAGCUACAGCUACUACGUGGAAGUGUCUGUGAAUCUGUGGGACUGGGAACUCGUCUGGGACAAGACCAGGGAGAAUUGUCAGUCUUGGCAAUACAUAACGUUUCCCCGCAGACCAGUCGUGUUUAUCAGGAUAAUCGGCACACACAACACUGCUAACGAGGUUUUCCAUUGUGUACACCUGGAAUGCCCCGCCCAGAGUGAGGAGGCUGGUUCCCCCCGCUCAGACCCACGACCCCCCCGUCCCUUGCCCCCCGCAGCCUCCCACCAACACCAUCACCACCAUGCUCCUGACAUGGUGCCUACUGCGGCUGAGGCCACCGAGGAGGAGGCUAAUAAGGAAGAUGAUGAAGUGGAAGAAGAGGCAGAAGCAGCUGCAGUUGCUGUAGUUGCUGAGGACCAGCCAUAAGUUAAUCCUCCGGACCUUUUGUGAUAACUUACUAUUUAAAUAACUUCCAAUCAAUGUUUCCUAUGUUGUUUGUGGUACUUAAGUCUUGCCUAUUUGUGAAUACUUUGUUUGUAUAUGUUUGUUAAAAAUGUCAAAAUCUUAUAUUUGCACAUUAUUAUUAAUUUAUUGUAUAAAGAAAAAUUAUGUAGUAUAUCUAUUUGUAAUAAAUACAUGUAUAGUGCCUGAACAAUGUUUUAUGGUUUAUGUUGGAUUGUUAUUUUUUUAAAUUAGUUUAUGUUGUAUUAUAACAGUUUUGUUAUUAAAGUUGUUUUAGCAUAAA
Macrosteles quadrilineatus (aster leafhopper) is the source of this 2452-nucleotide messenger RNA. Its product is annotated as BTB/POZ domain-containing protein 9-like. Gene Ontology annotation, biological process: adult locomotory behavior; modulation of chemical synaptic transmission; circadian behavior. Bases 238 to 2133 code for a protein of 631 amino acids. NCBI's taxonomy places the organism in Eukaryota, Metazoa, Arthropoda, Insecta, Hemiptera, Cicadellidae. The record is from RefSeq and is a predicted model, not a curated record. Gene Ontology annotation, molecular function: protein binding. The transcript has 12 exons.